Fusarium coffeatum is the source of this 1074-nucleotide messenger RNA. RefSeq lists its product as uncharacterized. The coding region runs from base 1 to 1074 and encodes 357 amino acids. The record is from RefSeq and is a predicted model, not a curated record. Gene Ontology annotation, biological process: phosphatidylinositol phosphate biosynthetic process; sulfate assimilation. Gene Ontology annotation, molecular function: 3'(2'),5'-bisphosphate nucleotidase activity. Lineage: Eukaryota; Fungi; Ascomycota; Sordariomycetes; Hypocreales; Nectriaceae. The transcript has a single exon.
AUGGCUUCCCCAUCUUACGCCUCAGAGCUCAAGAUCGCUGAGCUCGCCGUUCAGCGCGCUGCUAUUCUCACUAAGCGCGUCUUCCACGAGAAAGCAAAGGGUACCGUUGACAAGAACGACAAGAGCCCUGUCACUGUGGGCGACUUUGGCGCCCAAGCUCUCAUUAUUGCCGCCCUCCGCCACAACUUCCCCGACGACGCCAUCGUUGCCGAAGAAGAGGCUGCUCAGCUCCGUGACGAUGCGAACCUCAAGCAGACUAUCUGGGAGCUCGUUAGCUCUACAAAGCUCGACGACGAGGACGCCGAAAAGCAGCUCGGUGGUCCCAUUAAGGAUGUUGACGAUAUGCUCGAGUUGAUCGAUAGAGGUGGCAGCCAGGGCGGUUCCAGCGGUCGCAUCUGGGCUAUUGACCCCAUUGACGGCACGAAGGGCUUCCUCCGUGGUGGGCAGUACGCUGUCUGCCUUGGUCUUAUGGUUGAUGGUGACGUCAAGGUCGGUGUUCUCGGCUGCCCCAACCUCCCCGUCGACGACUCAGCUCGUCUAACAGCCGACAUUGGCUCCAAUGCCACUGACGAGGGCCGCGGUGUCGUGUUCUCUGCUGUUCAGGGCCACGGUGCUAACAGCCGUCCUCUGACCACUGGCGCUCUCUCAGCUCAGAAGUCUAUCUCUAUGCGAAGUCUCGAUGACCUCUCCAAGGCUACUUUCUGCGAGAGUGUAGAGGCUGGCCACUCCGCGCACGACGACCAGGCCCUUAUCUCUAAGAAGCUCGGUAUCACCCAGGAAAGCGUCCGCAUGGACAGUCAAGCCAAGUACGGUUCCAUUGCCCGUGGUGCUGGUGACAUUUACCUUCGUCUACCUGUCAAGGCUACAUACCAGGAGAAGAUCUGGGACCACGCUGCUGGUGACCUCAUUGUCCGCGAAGCCGGUGGUCAGGUCACUGACAUCCAAGGCAAGCGCCUCGACUUCAGCGUUGGACGCACUCUGGCUAACAACAAGGGUGUCAUUGCUGCUCCUGCUCCCGUCCACGGAAAGGUUCUUGAGGCUGUUCAGGAGGUUCUGAGCGCCAAGCAGUCAUAA